CCCAGCGACGGCUGCCACAAAAGUUUUGCUUGUGUUUACAACGAUAACUGAAACUAAAGUACAUACGUAUCUGUGUGCGUGUCUGUGUGUGUGUAAAAUACAACAACUACAACUACUGUUUACUGUUUACUGUUUGAAUUAUCAGCAUACAAAAUGCAGUACACGACGGCAUGCUUGAUGGCUCUGCUGCUGGUGAUGAUGUGGGGCACACAGCUAACGGUAUCGGCGCCAGCACAGGAGCUAGCACAGGAUAGCAGCGUACUGCCCGCCGAGCUGAAUCCGAUCAAUGCUGAGGAGGUGGUAGGCGAUGAGCUAGAACGCAACAAAAGAAAACUGCCCGAUGCCACAUUUGAGGCGAAAAAUGCGGUGCUCGGAUUUGUAUUUGGUAAAAUCGACAACUUCUUGGAUACAAAGACACGCGUGAUUGAGCAACUGGAUCGCUCCAAUAUUGAGAAGAACAAGCAAUGGGAUAUCAAGGCACCGGUGCCCAUUAAGGAUUUCCAAACUCUCAUCUCCGCCGUUGUCUCGCCCAAAAUCCGUUCGAUUGGCAAUAUUGCAAAUGAUCUCACCACCGGCGUAUUAACCACCAUAACCGCCUUCAGUGGCUCCUCAUCGGGCAACGGCAAUGCCAAUGCCGGACUCGGCAAUGUCGUCUCCAAAUUCUUGAGUUUCUCCGGUCCCAUACUGCAGGGUUCGUCGGGUGGUGUCAAUGGCAUUGCCGGUGCCACGACACCAGCUCCAGAUUCUGAUGAGGCGGGCUACUAAAUCAGCAACUAGACCCUCUUCCCCUCUCACUCUAAUUGACUGGUAAACUGGCUGACAGACUUGGCCUUGGAUAUCGUUCGCACUAUAACAAAACAAAAAAAAACAAAUUGGUUCCAUAAUUUAUGUACUCACACACAUACACACUUACACUC
Molecule: messenger RNA, 917 nt
Organism: Drosophila busckii
Lineage: Eukaryota; Metazoa; Arthropoda; Insecta; Diptera; Drosophilidae
Exons: 4
Coding region: 154-765 (203 amino acids)
Source: RefSeq, a predicted model, not a curated record